AUGGCUCUCCAGUCGGUCGUCCGUGCCAUCCUCCCACGGCUUCGUGUGGGCUCGGCAAAAUUCUCUUCGGCCCAAUUUCGAUUGAUUAGCACUUCUCAAGUUAUUUGUUCCGAUGGGCCUUCUUUCAAGCACAUCCUCAAUCACAAUGAUCUUUCUGACGAAACUAAAAGGCAGAUUGAGUUGGAAGUCAGAGACACUCUCAAGGUACGCCUUUAUCAGUAAUUCCUACUCAAGAGGAUUGGCUUCCUUAUGGUUGGAAUGAAACUGACAAGUAUGAUGACAUAUACAAGUAUAAAGUCGGGACCUUUAUAAUGACGGUCAUUAUCACGUUUGGCUUCGCCUAUCAGAUGUGGUAUAGACCUAGAGGAUUGUAAGUUUCCCGUUUUUUUCUCUCUAGCUACUACAUGGUACUCUGAAAAAUUUUCUCUGCAACGCCAAAAUGCUUAAGUCCCGUUUUUAAUUUCAUGCUUGUACUUGGUAUGGCCGUUGUCACUGCCGUAUGUAGCCGGCCUUGGUGACGUCGCAUAUCGCACUCCUCCACUCGUGACAAUUUGCGGCAGCGGAUCUCGGAAACUCCACGCAAUCUCUCCGAUAACGGAGAUCGAACUCUGAAGGUCCAAGAACCACCUUAGUGUCCUGGUGAAUUACUAAGUCAGGGUUAUCGUUGGUUUAUUGCACUCGUUGACCUGGGCAUCGGCGUCGGGUCGAUAGAAGUGACAUUGAGCUGAUGGGACGGACGACGAAAAAUGUACCCUUAUCACCAAGCCGUCUUCCUCGGAUGGCUUGAGAUAUCCUCGCGAUGUUGUCGUGGCGAUUGCCGACCGUUUCAUUCGAGACAACUUUAGUGUUCUUCGCCCAAUGGACUUUUCUCAGACACUGCCCUGAGUUCAGAAUCGACGAGGCGGGUGCCCUGUGCACGCAGAUAUUUUUUUCUGUUGGAAAUAUCGUGUAGGUCCACAGGCGCUUUCUGAGAAUUGUGAAAAUAUUGCGAUCCAGCUCAGCCGUUCGGUAUUCGGUCUAGCGUCUGACAAGGCUGUGUCCUGUCUCCCAUUCUUUUGGGCUACGCCGUUGACUGGAUUUUCGGGAGGGCCCUGCCCGAGAGCGGCGGUAUUGGAUAUGCGCUCGGAACCAGCUAACUGAUUUCGACUAUGCCGAUAUUGCAUUACUAGCUUCAAGUUUUGGUUCUAUGCAGUGUAUGGUGUCAUGGGUGAAUGAAGUCGCGAAAUCCUUUGGCCUAUCCAUAAACACUGAGAUAACCAACGUGUUUUCAAGCUGUGCCCAUGACCAGAAGAAAACACCUCUCCAGAUUGAUAACUGUCAACUUGAAGUAGACAGCUGUAAGUACCUCGGGACGAGGCUGUUGCCGAAUGGACAGAGUGAGAAUGAUAUUGUCUCCCAAAUUGAUGCCGCUCGCUAGAUUUUCUCGAGCUUUUGAAAAUCCGACACGAUAUCUCCAUCACCACCAUGAUUCGCGUAUACCGUGCGUUCGUCUGGUAAGUUCUUUAUGAUUGUGAAUGCUCGGCUGCGCGAGUGGAGGACGAGCGAAAACUGGAGGCAUUUGACCGCUGCCCGAGGGCUAUCCUUCGAGCAAAGUACACCCACUUCGUAUCAAAUAAGACAGUCCGCACUCGCUGAGAAAGCAUCGCAAGGAUAACCCAGGCCAUUCAAGAAAGACGGCCAAAGUGGUUUGGGCACGUUCUUCGUCGUCCACCUCAGGAGCUUAGUGCUACUGCCCCGAACCCAGCACCGCUACCCUAUUGGAGGCGUCGAAGAGGUGGCCAACUCAAAACCUGGCUCGACACAAUUCGUUAGGACAUGGGAGUGGUUCGUGGACCUUCAGUACUCGGUUUCCGUCGUUGGCAAAGAGCAUUGGUUGAACUGUCCAGAUCUGCUGUCGCGGAUUGCCACGCGUGGAGAGCCACAGUUCGCGACACCAUCGAGGCCGGCUGGAUCAGGCAUGGCCGCCGCCGUACCAAGUACAAGUACAAAUAUCGGCAGGCCACAGCAAAGAAAUUUUUCAACCAAUUAAUGCAACUAAAAGUAUGCUUUUUGUUGCGCCGGUCGACAGCUGGUGUCGGUGCGUACACAGACUACACAGGUGUCCUUGCAGUGAUCUUUCAGUCGUGCGUGAGCCAGCUGGUUAUUGGUUCUCACGCAAUCACUACACUGUACUCCGUCAGCCGAUGGAGUCGCAUGUGCUGCUGCGGUAUGGGGUGAGGUGAGAACUGAUCGCCAGAAUCUUGAAUGCCCAUGAGUCCGAAUCAGGGACUUGUCUUUGGACAAACAACAGGCCUUCAUACUGCAUUGCCAAAGACUCCGCGCAGUCACACUUUAGGGUUCACAAACGUUCGAACACUUCAGCAUCCGGUAUCAGGAGUCCGCCCCCCAUUGAGUGGCUCAGUUCGCAUACUACUCGCCCGUAUCUUUGGACUGAAAUUGUGCAGCGCGUCGACUACCGCGGAAGCCAUAGCCUGAAUUGUAAUACUUGGACCGAGCAUUUCCAGGCGUCCUCUUGCAAAUUUGUAGUACUAACAGCUUCCCAACUGCCGUUUGGAUUGUUUUUUUGGACGCACCACCUAUGGCUCAAGAACCUAUCCACAACGCAGCGGUGAUACGCGGUUAUAUCUAAUGUUGGUUCACGUUCACCAUGUCACAAUGCCGUCGUCGGCAGUCGACGUAUCGGACGUUAGCCCUCUGUGUCUUAGUCCGCGUCUAUUUAUUCACCAGACUGGAGAGCCUCUUUACUUUGCGGGUAACUUUCGCUGAAGGCCGUUCCACUAUCCGCCCCUUGUGGACGCAUUGGGUGCUGAGUUUCUUUAAUACGCCUGAACUCCCUUUAAAGGUACAUCAACUAGCCUUCUUAAUCUAACAAUGAUUUUAGCGUAAACGCAGAAGUCUUUCAUCUGCUACAUUUUUCUGCUCCCGCCCGCUGUAAUACUGGUUACUUGUGCCCCCUUUUUGGAGCCCCGACUCCACACCUCCGGGUUGACUUUUUACGGACUGCCAGUCUGUGUUUUUGGAUUAUUAGCGUUAAUUUGUUGUAUGUUCUUGUUUUAUUGUCUACUGUAUGUCGUUUUAUGUCUAAGCACACUGUCUUCUUCGUAUCGAUCCACAUUUAUCGCCUUCAGGAAUUAUUAUUAUUACUAUUAUUACAGCUUUCUUAAGAGAAUGUAUUUGUAAUCACCCCUUCUUGCCGGGGUGCCAAGUAGUAUGAUGUUUUCAAAACUAAUAUUCACUAUUUUAAAUUGGUACCUGUACAGCUUGUGUGUAGCAAUUUUAUGAUGUUGUUCAUUCCUGUUAACAAUUCGUGCAUACCAGAGAAAGUGAUUGGGCAAGGCGUGAGGCCUUUCUCGAACUGGAGCGCCGCAGACGUCUUGGUCUUCCGCUUGUAGAUCCCAAUCUCAUCCCACCAGAGCGCGUGAAACUACCAUCCAAGGAGGAGUUGGGCCCUGACUUCAAAAUAAUCAUUUGA
Messenger RNA from Spirometra erinaceieuropaei, 3472 nucleotides. NCBI's taxonomy places the organism in Eukaryota, Metazoa, Platyhelminthes, Cestoda, Diphyllobothriidea, Diphyllobothriidae. The record is from the annotation of a GenBank genome assembly.